Molecule: messenger RNA, 1299 nt
Organism: Emiliania huxleyi CCMP1516
Lineage: Eukaryota; Haptophyta; Isochrysidales; Noelaerhabdaceae
Exons: 6
Coding region: 28-936 (302 amino acids)
Molecular function (GO): S-adenosylmethionine-dependent methyltransferase activity
Source: RefSeq, a predicted model, not a curated record
CGACCGCGAACGAGUCGCCCGACAAUCAUGUGGGCCUCCCUGGGCUCGCUCGGCGACGGCGUUGUCUUUGACACGCCGGUUACUUCACCGGUCAAGAGCCCCAAGAAGCGGCCCGCCGAGUUUCCUUUGCCGCCGGUCGAGACGGAGACACAGGCGGCGCAGUCCUCGAUGCUCACCCCGUCCGCCUUCGGGCAGCUGUACUCGACGACUCUGCUGGUGCUCAUCGUGGCGGCGACGGCGUCAAUCGCAACGAACCGCAUCUCGGAGGUGCUCUUCGUCAUGCUCGGCCUCUACCUGCUCUGGCGCGGCCUCCUCUCCUCCUUUCUGCCCAACCUGCUCGCGCCGGGACCCGGAACCUUUGGGUGGCUGGCGCGCAAGCUGCUCCGCAGGAUCAACUACCCGACCAUCGACUCGGCGGUCGAGCUCCUCGCCCCCUCCGACGGCGAGACGGUCAUCGAGAUUGGCUCGGGCGACGGGCGUGGCGUCCACUCUAUCCUGCGCCGCUGCACGCCCGGCCAGCUGCAUGCGGUCGAGUGGCACGAGACGUACAUCCAGGAGCUGCGCGCUGACCCCCUCCUUCGCGAGAAGAAGGUCCAGCUCCACGAGUGCGACGCUCGCUCCUUGCCCGUGCCCGACGGCAGCGCAGACAAGGUGCUCGCAGUCAACUGCGUCUACUUCCUCGAGCCUCUCGACGAGUACUUCCGCGAGCUCUACCGGGUGCUCAAGCCCGGCGGCUCCCUGCUCGUCGCCGCAAAGUUCCACCUCGUCAAGGGCGUGCACGACCCGUGGGCCUACUCCCACUCCAACCCAUUCAUCCACACCGAGGCGGCCACCGUCGCGGCGGCCAUGCGCGCCGCCGGCUUCAAGGUGACCACCCGCGAGGUUCCCCUCGGCGAGGUCUGGUACUCCUACCAAGCCAUGGAGGCCACCAAGUGAUGGACCCGCCAUGACCCCAUGCACAAUCCAGCGGAACGACCCCUCUCACUUACCUCUCCCACUUCUCCUCCGCUGACCUGUGAUCAGCUGCAACCAACCCGUCUUCUGCGCGUCGGCGGCGUGUGGCAGCCCUCGGGGCGGGGAGCUGUACUCCCUGCCUCUCACCCACGAGUCAACUACUAGGGAGCACACACCUGUACUCCGGCGCAGCUCCAUCCGGCGGCACUCACUCGUAACGAGUAUAAACGUUCGCCCGCGGUGUCACGUGUCAGCCUCUUGUGAAGUUUCUCCCCGUUUGGUUGUGACCUUGUGUGCACGCGGGUUUGCGGACUUCUUAAACUCAUUGCGAUUUCUUGUACCUUU